AUGACCAGCUACACCCAUUCCGACGCCUUCGAUCACGGCUGGCUCAAAGUCAGCGACCUCCACACGCUGCACUACGAGCAGUAUGGCAAACCAGACGGCAAACCAGUCAUCUUCCUCCAUGGCGGUCCGGGAGGACACACGUCCAAGGGCAACACCGUCUACUUCGACCCAUCCGUCUAUCGCGUGGUCCUGCUCGACCAGCGCGGCGCGGGCAAAUCCACACCCGUCGCAGAGCUCCGCGAAAACACAACGCAAUAUCUAGUGUCUGACAUUGAGGUCUUGAGGAAACACCUCGCCAUCCCCAAAUGGCAUAUUGUUUUCGGCGGCUCGUGGGGUUCCACACUCGCACUGGUGUAUGCGCAAACUCAUCCCGAGUCCGUGGGGUCGCUGGUUCUGCGGGGGAUCUUUACGGUGCGACGCUCAGAGCUGGAAUGGUCCCGUGGACACUUUGGGGCCGCGCAAGUUUUCCCCGAGGCUUAUGAGGCUUUUGUGAAUUAUCUCCCCGAGGCAGAUCGGGAGAAGCCUAAUGAAGCCUACUACAAGCUGCUGACUUCUGAGGAUCAUGCGAUCAGAGUCGCCGCUGCGAGAGAGUGGAAUCGCUGGGAUCUGAGCAUCGGGGAGUUGAGACCGGAUCCAAAUGACAUGAAGCGCUUGGAGGAUGAUGAUUGGGUCCUCUCGCAUGCUAGGAUGGAGGCGCACUAUUUCAUGCAUGCUGCUUGGUUGGAGGAGGGUCAGAUCUUGACGAAAGAGAAUCUGGACAAAAUCCGGCAUAUUCCUACUUCUAUCGUCCAGGGCCGCUACGAUCUGGUUUGCCCUCCCCAGACGGCUUGGGACUUGCACAAGGGGUUACCUCAUUCGCGGUUGUUUUGGACACCUGAUGGGGGUCACAUUGCACAGGAGCCGGGCACUCACGCAAGGCUGAUCAAGGUGUGCGAUGAGUACGCAAAUCUCGAGGUCACUCAAUGA
Molecule: messenger RNA, 966 nt
Organism: Penicillium lagena
Lineage: Eukaryota; Fungi; Ascomycota; Eurotiomycetes; Eurotiales; Aspergillaceae
Exons: 4
Coding region: 1-966 (321 amino acids)
Biological process (GO): proteolysis
Cellular component (GO): cytoplasm
Molecular function (GO): aminopeptidase activity
Source: RefSeq, a predicted model, not a curated record